GAGGCGCUAGGUGCCUUGGUCUUGAAGCCAUCUUAAAGGUAUCUACAAGGAUAGAGGCAGACUGAGAGUCUAUAAGAGAGAGAGAAUAAGUGAGAAAGAGCAUUGACUCAGACUAACUAAAUGGAGAAAGCAGACGACGCUAUGCAACCAUCUUCCAACGCAGGUAGAUUCAAUAUCUUCAGUAGUUCUUCCAAUACGCGGCCUAGUCCAGGAGGAGUAGCUAGUAGUACACCUAGUAGUGUGAGCAGCAACUCUGAGAAGCAAUCCGUCCAGCUACCCACCAUAUGCUACCCAUCACAACUCCCUCCCGGCCCUCCUACCCAUCAUCAGAUGGGAAACUUCAUCGAGGCAACUAGUGCAGUAGCUGGGCCACAGUUUCGUUCAAGAUCACAGUUCCCUGGGCAGCUACAGUACUGCAGGACAGCUACAUUCACUCAGCUACAGGUAGCGCAGGCAACCUUUCGCUAUCCUCCUACUCCACCAGUGGAUCUGGCCGAGAGCAUCCAACAGCAAGCUCAGUGCGAGCAGGCACCAACUCUCAGCCAUAUCGGCUACCCUCCUCUCCCACUACCGUCUAAUGCUGAGGUACUCCCGCCCGUCUCCACCUGCAGCACGGAGAAGAGCAGCUUUUCUCUUCCCACACCACCAGACCUGAUCCCAAUAUCAAGCUCUGACAUGGACUCGAGCUCCAUUGCCGUUUCUCCUUCCACAGGUCCUCCUGGAGGUCUCAAACCUUCCCCCUCCUCCUCCUCCUCCUAUUAUUACCAGCUACCAUGGCAGCAGAGCAUAACGACCACACCACAGGAUCUUCCUUCAGUAGGAGAUGCUAAUCAUCAUUGCCUUGCAACUCACUCUCACGUGCAGGCCUGGUCCGGCUCAGAGUCUGCUAGUCCCUCUCCUCUGUCUUUGCAGCAGCGAUUCUUUUUCCAACUCCCUCAGUCUGCUACUGCCAAUGGACAAUAUGGAGAUAUGUAUGCUUAUAAUGCUGGCAUAGCUCGCCAAUGCAAUAACUGUGGCUCCAGCAACACUCCUCUCUGGAGGAGAAACUCCGAAGGUCACUACCUUUGUAACGCCUGUGGACUUUAUUACAGGGUCAACGGUACCAACAGACAAGGACACCAAAAGAAAAAAGCUACACUCAAGUCUAUGAACAAUAAGUGCUCAAAUUGUGGAACUACCAAGACAGUUUUGUGGAGAAGACUCGAGAAUGGAGACCCAGUCUGCAAUCCUUGUGGCCUUUAUUACAAGCUCAACGGGGUAGCAAGGCCCAAGUCUCUUUGCAAGGAUACCAUUCAGACUCGGAACAGAAAAUCCAAAAACGAGUCAAAGAAGUCAAAGUCCGGUAGUACAAGUGGAGCCAGCAGCAGUGGGAGCUCUAGCAAGAAAUCAAGCGAGUCCUCCAGCCCGACUCUACUAGGAGGUGCUGGUAUGCAGUGUCUUCCUGGCUCCCUCAUAAUGCACAGUGAUAAGCUACACGAUGCCUCAGGUAUGAUGGCCUACCAUCACGACCCAAACUCUUCCUCCGCCCCCUCAUCGACCAUAUGCACGACGUCUUCGUACCAGGCCCAGCCCAUGAACCCGUAUAAUUCCUCCCCAACGCAGCACGCUGCCUACGCUUACAACAACAUACCUCCAUCAACGACCGCUUCGUAUGAGUACAUGCAGGCCCAGACUCAAGAACCGAAAAUGACAGAGUUGGGUAUGAUCCCACACUCGUCCCCCUCUCCUUAUUACUCUCCUCCCACUACAGUACAGGUCCCUAUCGAGGGCACUAUCAGUGCAGCUGCUGACUGUUAUAGUUAUUAUGGAUACGGUGUGACUCCUUCUCCUUCCUCUCAUCCUCAUGCCUCCCCCCUCUCUUCUCACCACUCCUCCUCUCCUAUAAUGAAUCCCUCUCCUCACCAGAUACCUAAUGCUGCUCCUGCCAUGCAACCACAGCAAUUGAUGUAGCUCCUUUACUCCAGCACACUAGGGCUGCUCUUUGAAAAGUGAUGGAUGGACAGUCAUUUUCAUUCUCACUGGUGCAGCUAUAUGGCUUUUUAUGCAUAACUGGUAAAAACACACUGAUACUACCCUAUCACAAUCCAAGACAAAUUCCCUUUCUCUUUAUUCUCUCCCCCCUCUUUCUCUACAAUUUGUAUUCCUUAUAUACAUUAAUCCACCAUUCCUAAAACUUGUUAUUUUUGUAAACACCAUAGCUCCUGUUCUUAUACUUUUGUAUCUCAUACCACUAGCUAUGUGAAGCUAGUAUACACUUUAUAUUAUUAUUAUUUGCAUAUCUCUCUGUCAGUGGAGCUUGAGUGAUCUCAGUUUUAUUGAGGCCUCUCUCUCACUAGUAAAUAUUACUACUGCUGUCUGUGUGAACUUUACACCUUUGAAACUAUUUCUCUUUUCACAAUCAAUGAUUCAGGUCAAUAUUUUUUUGUAA
This is a messenger RNA of Amphimedon queenslandica, 2428 nucleotides long. RefSeq names its product transcription factor GATA-4-like. Gene Ontology annotation, molecular function: zinc ion binding; DNA-binding transcription factor activity, RNA polymerase II-specific; RNA polymerase II cis-regulatory region sequence-specific DNA binding. Gene Ontology annotation, cellular component: nucleus. Bases 121 to 1950 code for a protein of 609 amino acids. NCBI's taxonomy places the organism in Eukaryota, Metazoa, Porifera, Demospongiae, Haplosclerida, Niphatidae. The record is from RefSeq and is a predicted model, not a curated record. The transcript is spliced from 4 exons. Gene Ontology annotation, biological process: negative regulation of transcription by RNA polymerase II; positive regulation of transcription by RNA polymerase II; cell fate commitment.